AUGCUCCCCAGAAGGCGGCGGGCACUGGUCGAGGGCCCCAGCAACUUCUCCGAAGUGCGCUUCCCCGGCGUCACCAUCUACCUGGUGGAACCGCGCAUGGGCCGCAGCCGCCGGGCCUUCCUCACCCGCCUGGCGCGGUCCAAGGGCUUCCACGUGCUGGACGCCUACAGCUCCGCAGUGACACAUGUGGUGAUGGAGCAGACUUCAGCCCAGGAGGCCAUCUGCUGGCAGGAGAGCAGGGCGGCCCCUGCCCCAGGCUGUGCCGGCCCAGCGCUGCUGGACGUCAGCUGGUUCACAGAGAGCAUGGCAGCUGGGCAGCCCGUCCCUGUGGAGGGCCGGCACUGCCUGGAGGUGGCUGUGCCCAGGAAGGGGCUGCCCAGCCCAGUGAGGAUGCCACCCUAUGCCUGCCAGCGCCCCACCCCCCUCACACACCACAACACCAGCCUCUCGGAGGCUCUGGAGGUGCUGGCAGAGGCAGCAGGCUUCGAGGGCAGGGAGGGCUGCCUCCUUGCCUUCUGCAGAGCGGCCUCUGUGCUCAAGGCGCUGCCCUGCCAGGUCACAGCCCUGAGCCAGCUUCAGGGACUGCCCGGCUUUGGAGAACAUUCCCGCAGGGUCAUCCAGGAGCUGCUGGAGCACGGAGUGUGUGAGGAGGUGGAGAGAGUCCGGCGCUCAGAGAGGUACCGGAGCAUGAAGCUGUUCACCCAGAUCUUUGGGGUCGGAGUGCGGACUGCUGACCGCUGGUACCGGGAGGGGCUGCGGACACUGGAUGACGUUCAGAGCCGGGUGCCGAGACUGACGGAGCAGCAGAAAGCAGGACUCCGGCACCACCGGGACCUGAGCACGCCGGUCCAGCGGCCUGACGCGGAGGCCCUGCAGCAGGUGGUGGAGACAGUCGUGGUGCAGGCCCUUCCUGGGGCCACCGUCACGCUGGCUGGUGGCUUCCGGAGGGGGAAGUUGCAGGGCCACGACGUGGACUUGCUCAUCACCCACCCCCAGGAGGGCCAGGAGGCGGGGCUGCUGCCCAGAGUGAUGUGCUCCCUGCAGCGACAGGGCCUUGUCCUGUACCAGCAGCACCAGCUCAGCCACAGCAGAGACCCCACCCACCUGACCCAGAGGAGUCACACCAUGGACACCUUUGAGCGGAGUUUCUGCAUUUUCCGCCUGCCGAGACCCCCAGGGUCUACCUGGAAGGCCGUGCGCGUGGACCUGGUGGUGGCUCCCAUCAGCCAGUUCCCCUUUGCCCUGCUGGGCUGGACCGGCUCCAAGCAUUUUGAGCGGGAGCUUCGCCAAUUCAGCCGGAAGGAGAGGGGGCUGUGCCUGAACAGCCACGGGCUGUUUGACCCCGAGCAGAAGGCACUUUUCCGUGCGGCUGCAGAGGAAGACAUCUUCAGGCACCUGGGCCUUGCGUACCUUCCCCCAGAGCAGAGAAAUGCCUGAGCCCCUCGGCCGGCCCUGUGACAUUCUGGGAAAGGGGGCCCUGUGGCCAGCCAGGCCCAUAGAUGCCCUGGGCCACUGGCCAUCUGCAGGCCCAGGACACUGCCCCAGCCCUUACCCUCCCGUGUGGAGCCCCCCAUGUGGGGGCCUCACCCGCCUCCCUCACACACAGCCCGCCGGGACACAGUGGGGUGAGCCCGCGGAGCACCAGGCUGUCCCCUGAAAGCCCUGCUGGGUGGGGCUGGCUGGUCUGCCCCGUACCCGCCGGUGAGCAGGGGCGUCAUGUGGGACGUGGGUGCAGGCUGAGCUGAGUCUGCAGAGCAGUCGAGGGGCGCUGCCCCUCAGGGGGUCUGUGACCCAGGUGCCUUUCCACCCAUUUGCAUCUCCUUUAGUUUUGCUGAUGUUUCACCGUUUUCAGAAUGUAAGUUUUGCAUCUCUGUUAAAUUUAUUCCUAAUUACAUUUUUCUUUUGAUGUUAUUAAAGUAGAAUUUUGUUAA
Molecule: messenger RNA, 1931 nt
Organism: Phyllostomus hastatus (greater spear-nosed bat)
Lineage: Eukaryota; Metazoa; Chordata; Mammalia; Chiroptera; Phyllostomidae
Gene: POLM
Product: DNA polymerase mu
Exons: 11
Coding region: 1-1437 (478 amino acids)
Biological process (GO): double-strand break repair via nonhomologous end joining
Cellular component (GO): nucleus
Molecular function (GO): DNA binding; DNA-directed DNA polymerase activity
Source: RefSeq, a predicted model, not a curated record